This is a messenger RNA of Aplysia californica (California sea hare), 4409 nucleotides long. RefSeq names its product exocyst complex component 4. The record is from RefSeq and is a predicted model, not a curated record. NCBI's taxonomy places the organism in Eukaryota, Metazoa, Mollusca, Gastropoda, Aplysiida, Aplysiidae. Gene Ontology annotation, cellular component: growth cone membrane; exocyst; synapse. The transcript has 30 exons. Bases 43 to 2940 code for a protein of 965 amino acids. Gene Ontology annotation, biological process: chemical synaptic transmission; Golgi to plasma membrane transport; exocytosis.
ACCGUAGGAAGAAAAAAAUAGCAGGAGGAAGCUUCGUCCAAGAUGGCGGCCAUGGAUGAACCGAAAACGCCUUCUCAAUACCAGAGUCCAAGUGGCAAAGAAUCGUCAGCGUAUUUGAUGUCAAUAAUUACCACGCUUUCAUCAAGUGCUGAUUUUGAACAAAGAGAAAAGGAAAAGACGAGAAUUGAAAAAGCGUACAUCAAUAGUGACAAGCUUCUUGGUGAAUUAGUUGCAGAGAACUACCAAGAUGUGACUAAGAUUCUUCAGUCCUUUAAUGGCAUGACGAAAAGUAUAAAUGAAUCAAGGGACAAGAUUAGAAAGAUUAAGGAAGACUUGAAUUCCUGCAAGACACUUUUGCACUUCAAGCGUGAUGAACUGCGUAAACUGUGGAAAGAUGGAGUGGAGCAUAAAGCUGUGUUGUCUAUGCUGGAACAAGUUGAGCAAAUCAAAGAAGUUCAAGACAAGAUGAACACUUUAAUUGCAAACAAACACUACCUGCAUGCUACUGAUACCAUUGUGCAAGCAGUUGCAAAGCUUGAAGGCCCCUUGAAUGGAAUAGAAGCUCUGAGAGAGGUCAAGAUUGAUCUUGUCAAUAUUCGAGAAAAAAUGCACGAGACUCUGAUAGAUGAGUUAACAAAGCAGAUCUACGAGCGCUCACUGCCAACUUCCAGCAUGCAUAGAGGCAGCCAGAUGAGAUUGAGUCGUAAAGAUGCCAGUGUUUGGGGCUGGUCUGAUGGCUUGGAUUCCCCUAAAAGAGCACCAAAAACAGACGGGACUGAAUCAUCUGUAAAUAAAACAUACUUUGAAGUGAAGGAGGAUCUGAACAGCAAUCCUGAAGAGAACUUGAAGAAUUUUGUGGCUAUUCUCACAGAGUCCUUGUUUGUCCUCCGCAAACUGCCAGAUGCUGUGGAGAGGUUGAAAUUGGGGAUGAAAGGAAGCCUAAACAAGCUGAUAAAUACAGCCACUCAGCAAGUUGCAGAGAGUUCAGGUCAACAACUGGAUUCAAUGGUGAACCAUGUUCAACCAAAGUAUCUGAACGAACUUCUCAAGAUUGUCUUCCAACAAACUCGUUGUGUGGCUGAGACCCAUCAGACCUUCCUGGACAAUGUUUUCAGGCUGACGCGGUCUUCUGGUGUGGAAAAGGAGAGUUCUGGUAUGCCCUUGCAUGGGAAUGUCCUGUAUGAUAUGAAAGAUGUCUGGUCAGAAAUACAAGCAAGGCUUCAGAUUUUGCUGAGUCAGUACUUGGAUGUGAAGAACACGAUGUCGUCUAGACAGCAGGCGCCCACAGGUUUUGAUGAACCAAGCAUGGACAUCAGCCAGUACUUCAGCAAGAAGAAACCUGCAAGACCCAAAAAGGUCUCUUUGUUCAGAUUUGAUGCAUCUCAACAUGCUAUAAGUGUCAGCAGUGCAAGACAACAGAUUCAACAGUUUGAACAUGAUUCCCUUGGUCAGUCAGACAACUGGCUCAUAGUAAAAGUUUGCAAGCCAGGAGCUUUUAACAUAACAGCUAUUUACAAACCCCUUCGAUCGUUUAUUGAAGAAGUUGAGGCGAUAAUGGAAACCACCUCCGGACUGCAAGAAUUUAUCACUGAGUUCGUUCAAAAUGCUUUCCUGGGUCAAGUCCAUGCCAGAGUGUCUGAAAAUAUUGAUGCUGCUACCAGAGAUAUCAGUUCAGGCACUAGACAUAGGCUUUCAUCUAUAGGUUUUGAUGCCCUUAGAAAUGUCAUAGACGAAAAGACCAAACGGGAACUUGGAGUUCCAAGACCACUACUACAGAGCACAGUGACUGUGGACAACAGCAUUCAGGAGCUACAAGAACUGAUGCAUGAUCUGCCUGACUACGCCGACCAGUUUCUUAACAUGAUAUGCAAUGUUUUGAGGGACUACAGGGACAAGUGUCAUUCUGCUUACAGAGAUAUCGUCCAGCAUGGAUCUGAUGAGAAAAGAAUUAUUAGUUCAAUGUGGGCAAAGGAUGAGGACAUCAGCAGGUUCCUGAGGUCACUGCCCAGCUGGCGAAGUCUCCAGCCUCGACAAGGCAAAGAACUAGAUCGCACUAUAUGCUCAGAGGAAGAGAUCAGGGCUCUCAACUCUAAGGAGGCUGUGAUUCUGAUCAGCAAUCUGUCCAGUGAUGAGUCACUGAUCCCCCAGCAGGAAAUCAUCACAGAUGUCACCCAGAUGCGUACAGUGGCAAAUGUGCAUGAGAGCUUGGAAUGGUUUGGCGACCGCCUGAACCAGUUCUGCACCAGUCUGACCCCACAAGACACUCUAAACCCAGUUCAAGAGGAACUUCCCACUGAGAUGCCCCCUAUUUCUGAAAAGACUCUUGAGUCUCUGAAGUCACUUGUGCAAGACUUUAAGGAUUUGGCAGAAAUCUGUCUUCUCCUUCUCCACUUGGAAGUCAGAGUACACUGCUUCUAUUACUUGUUGCCAGUGGCGAAGCAGUCCAACUACGCUGGUCCCAUAGAUGACCUGGACCCAGAUUCCAAUGUUUUGAAGCUAAAUAAGGACCUGAGUGGCAUGGAAGAGAUGAUGGCGCAAAGUUUGCAGCCAAAGAAAUUCAAGUAUAUAUUUGAGAGCUUGGGGUACCUGGUGGCAUCAAUUUUGAUUACCAGUGUCCAGUUUCUGAAGAAAAUCAAUGAAAAUGGGAUCAAGAAAAUGUGCCGAAAUAUUUUGGCUAUCCAGCAGAACUUGACCAACAUAACCCUGACCAGAGAGUCGGAUCUUGACAGGGCAAGGCACUUCUACGAGCUGCUGUAUCUGAACCCUGAUGAUGUUCUCAACUCCCUCGCUGAGAAAGGCCCACAGUUCACCUUGAAUGAAUACCAGCAGUUGAUUCAGCUGUACCACAGAAGUUUUGCCGGCAAUCCUGUAUCUGUGCAGGACGCUCGCAUGCAAAGGCUUCAAAGUGUCAUGGAGAAAGGUCAAGAUGAGACGGUGUGAGAGGUCGAGAUGACAGAGUGUGUGAGAUUAUGGUAAGACUGUUUAAGAAGUCAAGAUGAAAAUUUGUGAGGUCAGAGGUGAGUCUACAUGAUAAAAGGUCAAAAUAGACAUAAGAAAGAUCUUUUAGGUUCGACUGUGUGAGGGUUAAUGAUGAGACUGUUACAAAUUUUAAUGUGUCAUGAGUGUGAGAGACCAGAUUGAGACUGUAUGAGUGGUCAUAAAGUGAGAUUAAGAAGUUUGAGAGAGGACAGCGUGAGAGGAAUGGCUCACACUUUCAAAACGUUGCGUUUUUUUCCCAAGCGUGAUCGCUGUACUUAAAAUGACUUGGACUCAUUUAACUUAUCCUCUGCACUACAUUUAGCCAAACAUAUUGUGCAUAAAGAAGACCUCAAGUUCAUUUUACUUUAUUGUGCAUAAAUACAGUAUAAUAAUGUUUGUCUUGUAUAUGUGAUAAGUACUUUGAGACCACCAUUAAAAGUAGAGAUAGUGAAAUGGUUCUGAUAGAUAUGGUUUGCAAGGAAUAUCUGAAUAUUCAUUGUUGUGUAAUUUCAUAGCAACAUUUAUUAGGAAUGUUGUUUUUCUGUAAAGAAAGUAUGGUACAGAAAUGUGGAAGAAUGUUCCACUCUGUUUAAGGUAUCUUAUAAUGUUUUCCAGUUGUGAUAUUAAUGUCUGUGUCUUUUUCUGUUGACCUUUUCACCUUUAUCCUGUAGAAGAGAUUAAAAGGGAAAACGAAUCCACGUAUAUCACAAAGUCAUAAAGUCAUAUUGCAUGGUACAACUGAAUGAAGGUGUUAGUUACUGAGGAUUUUUAACCGAGUCCUGAAAACUGCAUUUCCCUGUUAUUUAUUUUAAGGGUUCUUAAUUAUCAUUUGAUUACAAUGUAUAGACUGUUUACCAAGUAUACCCAGUUCUGCAUAUUCCAUUCUCUCAUCUGAUACUUUUUUCUGAUGACACCAAGUCUGGAAUUUGCUAUCUUGGUUCAGCAUUUCAUUUUAUAUGCUUUGCCCCAUAAUACUCAUGCAUUCCAUUGAUGUCAAUAUGUGUAGUAUGUGAAAGUUUCCAGGCUUUUCUGUGAAAGCAAGGUGAGAAAACCCCCCACAUCCACCUGUAGAGGAAGGAUAAAACCCAGGAGUGGCAUUGUCAAAGUAAAUGAAAAAGUACAAGUAUUAUGUCAAAUUCUACCAGUUGCUUAAAAGGAACUUUGUAGGCCUAGGUAUCAUAAAGGAAUGUUGUCAAAAGUUGUUGUAGUAGGAAAUCACUAUUUGUCACUACCACUUAGACUCCACUAUAUUUUGUCAAGUGUGCGUAAGAUCAAAAUAGGACCUGUUUUCUGUACUGUCAACAAUUUCUAUACAUUGUAUCUAUUAAGUCACUGCUUUUCUAUAGAGAUGUCUUUCAUUGCCCAUGAUUGUUUGUAAUGUUUGCCCUUUGAAUCUGAUUUGUGCAAUAAAAACUAUGUUCAGCAAAGUU